AUGGAAAGCUUCGUGCAGGGAGCCAAAAGGUUGAAUUUGGCCCCGUGCUGGCUUGCGGAGGUGGAAAUGGGUCUGAAGCAAUGUGGUCUGGUGGACCUCAGAAGGGAGAGGAAAGUCUCCAUGCUGAGAGACCAGGUCGGCCUGGGGCUUUGUACCCCGCAGAUCUGCAUCAGGCACACCUCCUGGUUCUUCCUGGCUGACUUGCUGAAUGACGAGGCCGCCGAUGACUACGAGUACUACGACGAGUACACGCAGGCCGAGGAGGACCUCUUCCACCAGAUGCAGACCUUGGAGGACCCCGACUGGUUUGAGGAGUUCUUUGGCUACAGCGACACCCAGCAAGCUGACCCUUGCUCCUCUGAUCCCUGCAAGAACAAUGGGCGGUGUGAGAAGAGAGGAAGCAGCUUCAGCUGCGUGUGCCCCAAGCCAUACACCGGGACUACCUGCGAGAAAGUGAAGGACAUGUGUCUGGAGAAGAGCUGCGUCAGAGGAGACUGUCUUGUUACUCUAACCCCACCUUACUCUCAGUGCAGCUGCAGUCAUCCCUACAAGUUACCGGACUGCCACCACGCAUCUUCACAAUGCAGGCCAAACCCAUGCAAGAAUGGAGGAACCUGCAUACGGCACAGAAUCAGAUCAAAGUUCACCUGCAAGUGCCCUGAGCCAUUCAGAGGGAGGUUCUGUGAGAUCGGAUUGGAUGACUGUUAUGAAGAAGACUCCCUUGGGUACAGAGGAAGAGUGAACCAAGCAGAGAAUGGCAAGACCUGCCUGCACUGGAAUUCCCAUUUGCUCCUGGACCUCCCUGUUAAUGCAUUUAUGGAGGAUGCCGACACUUAUGGCAUCGGUGAACAUAACUUCUGCAGGAAUCCUGAUGAGGAUCAAAAACCCUGGUGCUACAUCAGAAAAAAUAAUGAAGUGGAGUGGGACUUCUGUGACAUUUCACCCUGCUCAGGAACAGCUCAGGAGAGCCAAUGGCCAACAGACAGCCUAGCAGACCCAAGCGGAACAAAUUCAAUAUUCAAAACAUGUGGACAACCAGAAGGUCAGAGGGCACUCAAGAGGAUCUAUGCUGGAGUUAAAACUACAGCUGGCAAACAUCCCUGGAUGGUGUCUCUGCAGAGAAAGACUUCAAGAAGAAGCACACAUUUCUGUGGUGGAGUGCUAAUUAAAUCGUGCUGGGUUCUUACUGCUGGACACUGCCUUACAGAGCCAGCAGAAAAUCUCCAAGUGGUUCUUGGAAAGCAAGACCUCAAGAAGAGGGAACAUCAAGAGCAAAUAUUUGAUGUGGAGAAGAUCAUCGUACAUCACAAAUACAGAGAGAAGGGUGGUGUCCCACACAAUGAUAUUGCAUUACUCAAGUUGAAGCCAGUUGAUGGUCACUGUGCCGUGGAAACAAAGUACGUGAAAACAGUGUGUCUGCCUAACUUCUACUUUCCCGUUGGGACUGACUGCUUCAUUUCAGGAUGGGGUGCAACAGAGACAGAUGAUAUAUCCCAUCAGCUGCUAGAUGCCAAUGUCAAGCUGAUUUCACAGAAGCAAUGCAAUGCACCCAGAGCAUAUGAUCAGCUACUGGAUGAAAGCAUGUUUUGUGCAGGAAAUCUUCAGAGACCCAGAGCUGAUUCUUGUCAGGGAGACUCUGGAGGCCCUCUAACUUGUGUAGAAAACGGCUCCUACUAUGUAUAUGGCCUUGUGAGCUGGGGUGAUCAGUGCGGGUUAAAAAACAAGCCAGGAGUUUAUACCCAGGUGACAACAUUUCUCAGUUGGAUUAAAUCCAAAAUUCGGUCAGAGUCAAGAUCACUUCACUAG
Molecule: messenger RNA, 1806 nt
Organism: Cygnus atratus (black swan)
Lineage: Eukaryota; Metazoa; Chordata; Aves; Anseriformes; Anatidae
Gene: HABP2
Product: hyaluronan binding protein 2
Exons: 13
Coding region: 1-1806 (601 amino acids)
Biological process (GO): proteolysis
Molecular function (GO): serine-type endopeptidase activity; calcium ion binding
Source: RefSeq, a predicted model, not a curated record